Capsicum annuum is the source of this 2549-nucleotide messenger RNA. RefSeq names its product DNA mismatch repair protein MLH1. Gene Ontology annotation, molecular function: ATP hydrolysis activity; mismatched DNA binding; ATP binding. The record is from RefSeq and is a predicted model, not a curated record. Gene Ontology annotation, cellular component: MutLalpha complex. Gene Ontology annotation, biological process: mismatch repair. NCBI's taxonomy places the organism in Eukaryota, Viridiplantae, Streptophyta, Magnoliopsida, Solanales, Solanaceae. The coding region runs from base 199 to 2391 and encodes 730 amino acids. The transcript has 2 exons.
AUUAUGAAACGGAGAGAGUCAUUUAAAAAACAAUCCCAAAAUCAGUCAGCUCUUUCCCCAAUUUUUCUCUUCUUCUUCCUCAAAAAAAUUUUUGUUUUCAAUGAAAGCAUAGCGACUUGAGUAAAAUUCUUGAAGAUCUCAGUUCACAGAAGUAAUUUUAUUCAUAUUCAAGCGGCAAACAGUGCAGAAUCCGUGAGCAUGGAAAUUGAAGAGGCAAUUAGUGAAGCGGAAUUGGAAGAUAAACCCAUUCCGAAGAUUCAGCGGCUGGAGGACUCUGUAGUGAACCGGAUCGCGGCUGGCGAAGUUAUCCAACGGCCAGUCUCUGCCGUCAAAGAACUCAUUGAGAACAGCUUGGAUGCUGAUUCCACCUCUAUUUCCGUUGUUGUUAAGGAUGGUGGUCUUAAACUUAUCCAAGUUUCCGACGAUGGCCAUGGUAUCCGUUACGAAGAUUUGCCAAUUUUAUGCGAGAGGCAUACGACUUCGAAGCUGAGUAAAUUUGAAGAUUUGCAGUCGAUUAGGUCGAUGGGAUUUAGAGGAGAAGCCUUGGCUAGCAUGACAUAUGUGGGUCAUGUCACUGUCACCACCAUUACCGUUGGCCAGUUGCAUGGAUACAGGGCCACAUAUAGAGAUGGUUUGAUGGUGGAUGAACCAAAAGCUUGUGCGGCUGUCAAGGGUACCCAGAUAAUGAUUGAAAAUUUAUUUUAUAAUAUGGCUGCGAGAAGGAAAACCCUUCAGAAUUCUGCCGAUGACUAUACAAAAAUUGUUGACCUUAUUAGUAGGUUUGCAGUUCAUCACACACAUGUGAGCUUCUCUUGUAGAAAGCAUGGAGCUGGUAGAGCAGAUAUUCACACUCUCGCUACUUCUUCAAGGCUUGAUGCAAUUAGAUCGGUUUAUGGAGUGUCAGUUGCUCGAAAUCUGAUGAAAAUUGAAGUUUCUGAUACUGGUCCAUUAAAUUCAGUUUUUAACAUGGAUGGUUUCAUCUCCAACUCUAAUUAUAUUGCGAAGAAGAUAACAAUGGUGCUUUUUAUAAAUGAUAGACUCGUUGAUUGUGGUGCUUUGAAGAGGGCAAUUGAAAUAGUCUAUACUGCAACAUUGCCUAAAGCAUCAAAACCUUUCAUAUACAUGUCGAUCAUUUUGCCACCUGAGCAUGUUGAUGUGAAUAUACACCCAACAAAGAGAGAGGUAAGCCUUUUGAAUCAAGAAUUCGUCAUUGAGAGGAUCCAAUCUGUAGUAGAGUCAAAAUUGAGAAGCUCCAAUGAGUCUAGGACAUUCCAGGAACAGACAUUGGAAUUUUCUUCAUCCAGUCCAAUGGCCACAAUUAAAGAUUCCACUAAAGAUCUGUCUCCUUCUGGGAUAAAGUCACAAAAAGUGCCACAUAAAAUGGUACGAACAGAUACUUUGGACCCUUCCGGAAGGUUGCACGCUUACAUGCAAAUGAAGCCUCCUAGUAUUUCAGAAAGAGGUUCUUUCUUGAGCUCUGUGAGGUCUUCUAUCAGACAAAGGAGGAAUCCUAGUGAAACUGCAGACCUCACUAGCAUCCAGGAGCUUGUUAAUGAGAUUGAUAAUGAUUGUCACCCUGGUCUAUUGGAUGUUGUUAGGCAUUGCACAUAUGCUGGGAUGGCGGAUGGGAUUUUUGCUCUGCUUCAACACAAUACACUCCUUUAUCUUGUUAACGUGAUUAACUUGAGCAAAGAGCUUAUGUAUCAGCAAGUUUUACAUCGGUUUGCCCAUUUCAAUGCGAUUCAACUGAGUGAACCAGCAUCAGUACCUGAGUUAAUAAUGCUUGCUCUGAAAGAAGAGGGUACAGAUCCAGAAGGCAAUGAAAGCAAUGAGCUAAGAGGAAAGAUUGCCGAGAUGAAUACAGAACUGCUCAAGCAAAAGGCUGAAAUGCUAGAGGAUUAUUUUAGUAUUUAUAUGGAUUCGAAUGGCAAUAUAUCUAGACUUCCUGUUAUACUGGAUCAGUACACACCUGACAUGGACCGCCUUCCAGAAUUUUUACUUUGUUUGGGAAAUGAUGUUGACUGGGAGGAUGAGAAAAUUUGUUUCCAGACAAUUGCUGCUGCUCUAGGAAAUUUUUAUGCCCUGCAUCCACCAUUAUUGCCUAAUCCCUCAGGUGAUGGCUUGAAAUUCUACAGAAAGAGAGUGCUUUCAAGUGGUUCAGAAGGAACUUCUAUUGAAAACAUCGAGAAUGGUACCAUGGAGGCUGAAAUUGAGGAGGAAUUACUUUUAGAGGCCGAAAAUGCCUGGGCUCAACGUGAAUGGUCAAUUCAGCAUGUUCUGUUUCCCUCCCUCAGACUCUUCUUCAAGCCCCCUACUUCCAUGGCUACAAAUGGAACUUUUGUUCAGGUUGCAUCACUGGAAAAGCUCUACAGAAUUUUCGAGAGAUGUUAAGCGUAGAACUUUUUUUCAGAAUUUUGACUCUAAUUCUUGGUUGCAUGAUACUAAGUAGGCGUUUGGCCGUAGAAUUUCUUAUCUUUUAUGUUUGUUAUAUUGAUAGUUUAUUUUGCGUACCGUACUAGUUUAUAUACACUUAUCCUUUGGGUUUGCUA